AGGAGCGGAGCAGUUUGCUUCAAAACAGGCUGAAGGACGAACGAAGAGCAAGAGGAAAGGACAAGUACGAGAGGACACCGGAGGGACAAACCCGCUGUUCCACAGCAAGGCGUCGGAAAAAUGCGUCUGGGUCCCACCGCAACCGUGGCCCGCAGGGCCUUCGCUUCAGCCGCCGCGGGUCACGGAAGUCACGAGGGUGGAGGUAAGACGUGGAAGGUCCUGUCCUUCGUCGUUGCCCUGCCGGGGGUGGCCGUGUGCAUGCUGAACGCCUACAUAAAGAAGCAGCAUCACUCCCACGACUCUCCUCCGUUCACCGCCUACUCGCACCUCCGCAUCCGCACCAAGCCCUUCCCCUGGGGGGACGGAAACCACACUCUCUUCCACAACCCCCACACCAACCCCCUUCCCACGGGCUUCGAGGGACCUCACCACUGAGCACGGCGCCUCCCCACGACCGCCGUCACGUGCGCGUGACCGUGCUGCGCCGCAGUGUGUGCCAUGACUCGACAGAGGCACACGCAACAUACCAUGUUUCACUGGGGGGGCACUGACACUGGUACUGAUACUUGCACUGGCACUGACACAGACACUGACACUGGCACUGAC
Messenger RNA from Scleropages formosus (Asian bonytongue), 606 nucleotides. Its product is annotated as cytochrome c oxidase subunit 6A, mitochondrial-like. Bases 121 to 435 code for a protein of 104 amino acids. NCBI's taxonomy places the organism in Eukaryota, Metazoa, Chordata, Actinopteri, Osteoglossiformes, Osteoglossidae. Gene Ontology annotation, biological process: mitochondrial electron transport, cytochrome c to oxygen. The record is from RefSeq and is a predicted model, not a curated record. Gene Ontology annotation, molecular function: enzyme regulator activity. Gene Ontology annotation, cellular component: respiratory chain complex IV; mitochondrial inner membrane. The transcript is spliced from 4 exons.